CCUCCAUCUUUCUCUCCUCUACCUUUCUUUAACUCUCACUACUCGUCUAUCCUCAACGCCACCAACUCCUCGCAUUUUACCACAUUUUGCAUUCUAUCCCACGCUCUACAACAUGUCACUUCUACGUACAACCGCUAGUCGCUCCUUCGCCCUUGUGCGGAUGGACAGUGCUGCCCCCACUGCAGCACUCCUCUCUCAUUGGACCCGCUCUUUCUCAAACUCCACCCAAGGUAAGGUGUUCAGCCACGGUCUGGAAGAAUCUUUCCGAACACGGUUUGUCCGACCGGGGGUUUCUUUUCUGAGGUGGUGACAUCAUGGUCUUACAUGCCAUUCACCACUGCAUUUUUUUUUUCUCACGAACCUCAUCCAUGCAUUUAUGCAAGUCAACAACAAGAAGGACGUGAUCAAGAGCGCGCCCGGAUGGAGCCCCGAGAAGGCCACGGAGAGUGAGGCUGAUGUCAAGGCCGAUCGCGAACCUAGCCCCUCGAACAUCAGGGAGCUCCAGGAGGAAACGAUUGAGAUCAUCGUUGAAAAAGAGGACUCCAACGGAAACAUCUUUGAAAAGACGACUCAGAAGUUGAAGCACACGAUCGAGGAGGUCGAGGAUUCUGGUGGGAGAGCGGAGGAGAAUAUGGUAAAGAACGGAGAGAAGGUGAUCGAAAAGAUGGCCCAUCGUGCAGAGGAGGUCGGUGCGGCACUGGGCAAGACCACGGGUACGGUCAAGAACAGAGUCGAAUAUGCGGAGGACUCUGUCAAACACGAGGUCAAGACUGGAGCGCAAAAGGUUUCGGAAUUUGUGAAGGAGUCAAUUGAUUCGGUCAAGAAGACCGUGGGACUCGGAGGAAAUGGAUCUACGACCGAAAAGAUCAAGCAAAAGGUCAAGAAGGCUGACGAUAGGGUCGACAGCGAUCGUGGGGCUUAAGGCGAAUAAGGAGAGGGAUAGCAUGGGAAGGGUCAGAACUCGACAAUUUAAGAGACCUUGGUCGUCUCCCCCUGUCCCGCGACCCCUGUGCACCAUACAUCAAGGACUAUUAGCUUUGCGCAGCAAACAACAGCAACACUCGUCAUUCGUUUUGUAAAUAUAUUCAAAUGGGGUUGCUCUUCACGAUUAAAAAAAAAAAGAAAAAAAAAUGGGGUAUCCAAUAGUGAAUUAUAUGAAUGAUAGUUAUAAUACGACUCAAAC
Molecule: messenger RNA, 1183 nt
Organism: Gamsiella multidivaricata
Lineage: Eukaryota; Fungi; Mortierellomycota; Mortierellomycetes; Mortierellales; Mortierellaceae
Exons: 2
Coding region: 377-922 (181 amino acids)
Source: RefSeq, a predicted model, not a curated record